UUUACGUUGCGGAGUCCCCGAAGUACUGAAGACAAAGACUAGAAGAGAAAGCGUUAUUCACUUCACGCAGUGAGGAAAUCUGGAAAGAUGGAGGAAGGCCAGAUAGGCAUAGUUCUCUCUCGAGCUUCUGAGCUUCGAUUGAAGAUCAAUAACUGUAUCGACAAAGCCAGGAUUCGCGAUGUUGAUGGUGAAGCUGAAGAUAAUCACUUUCGUUACCUCGACGAAGACGGUGAAGCAGAAGAUGAAGCCGAUAGUCUUUCCAAUAUUCGCGAUGCUCUCGAAUCUCUCGAGGAGCAGCUUGUUUCCUUGCAGGCUUUGCAGCAACAACAACGAUAUGAAAAGGAAGCAACACUAGCAGAGAUUGAUCACAGUCGUGAGGUUUUACUCAAGAAGCUCAAGGAGUACAAAGGAGAGGACCUAGAAGUGAUUCAUGAGGCCAAUGCCUUUGCUAGUGAGCCAGUUGAGCAGAAUGAUGAUCUCCUUCUUCCUCCCUAUCCAAGCCGACCUCCGGAUCCUUUGGUCUUCAACAAUGGUUAUCCGUCACACAACCCUUCUACAAGGAAGUUUGCUCGAAAUGGGGUCAUCACCGGUGAGUCCAUUCCUGAGGCUAAGGGUAUGGGUGAGGUGGAUGGAAAUCAAACUCAAAAACCUCUAAGAAGCUCACCAACAGGGUUGAAACUUGUUUUUAGUUUGGCAGCCAAGACAGCCCUUACUAUUGUUGGCGUGAUAUCUGUUCUAAACUUGGCUGGCUUUGAGCCAAGGCUUACGAGGAGGAGCACCCAGGUCAAGGUUCUGGAUCUGUUGCCAAGGCGAGCAAUAGAGGACAAUAGAAAUGAGAUUCAGUGCCCACCUGGGAAAGUUCUGGUUAUGGAAGAUGGGGAACCAAGAUGCCUUGUGAAAGAAAGGAUUGAAAUUCCAUUUGAGUCGGUUGUCAUGACACCAAAUGUAAAUUAUGGUUGUGGAUGUGAAGAGCAGGAGGCUCUAGUUGUCAAGUCAUGGGCUGUUAUGAAACCGAAUGCUGGAGAGUUGGGUAUGAAAAUGUUCUUGAGGAUCUUUGAGAUAGCACCAGUUGCGAAGACCCUGUUUUCAUUCUUGAAAGAUGCAGAGGGUCCUCUUGAACAUAAUCAAAAGCUCAAAACCCAUUCCGUCGCCGUCUUUGUCAUGGCAUGUGAAUCAGCGGUGCAACUAAGGAAGUCCGGAAAGCCAACGGCGAGAGAGUCAAGUAUAACCAAACUCGCCGCUACCCACAUCAAAUCCGGAGUGGUUGAUGCACAUUUCGAGGUAGUGAAGACUGCACUGUUAGAAACUAUAAAAGAUGCAGUUCCAGAGAUGUGGUCACCAGAGAUGCAGGUUCAGCUGCAGAGGGAGGACCGAACCUCACCACCGGCACCAUCAACGCAUGAUGGAAGCCACGCCUGCAAUACUGCUGCUUCAAACAUCACCAAGAUUUGUGUCCAACAAAAGUUAGUCCCAAGAUAUGGGCUGAAUCAGCAACCAACGAGACUUUCAUGGAUCAACAACAACAACAACAACAACAACAGGGAUGAAGAAGGAUCAAGGUUGUUCCAGCUUUUCUGUAAAAAAACAACUCUCACCAGACUUAAUAAAGGGGUGGAGAAGAAUGGAAGGUUUAUUAGAGUAAGAGCUUUCAGUGAAGAGCAGGAGGCUCUAGUUGUCAAGUCAUGGGCUGCCAUGAAACCCAAAGCUGGAGAUUUGAGUAUGCAAAUGUUCUUGAGGGUCUUUGAGAUAGCACCAACUGCGAAGAAGCUGUUUUCAUUCUUGAAAGAUGCAGAGGAUGGUCCUCUUGAACAUAAUCCAAAGCUCAAAGCCCAUGCCAUCCCCGUCUUUGUCAUGGCAUGUGAAUCAGCGGUGCAACUAAGGAAGGCCGGGAAGCCAACGGCGAGAAAGUCAAGUAUGACCGAUCUCGGCGCUGCCCACUUCAAAUACGGAAUCGUUGAUGAACAUUUUGAGGUAUUGAGGUUCGCCCUCUUAGAAACUAUAAAAGAAGCAGUUCCAGAGAUGUGGUCACCAGAGAUGAAGGGCGCAUGGGGAGAAGCUUAUGAUGAGCUUGUAGCAGCUAUAAAGAGAGAAAUGAAGCCCUCCACUUGAGAAAUUGAUUUCUCAAUAAUGUCUCUCCUUCACACCUCU
Molecule: messenger RNA, 2148 nt
Organism: Telopea speciosissima
Lineage: Eukaryota; Viridiplantae; Streptophyta; Magnoliopsida; Proteales; Proteaceae
Exons: 11
Coding region: 88-2109 (673 amino acids)
Molecular function (GO): heme binding; oxygen binding
Source: RefSeq, a predicted model, not a curated record